GAGCGCAAAAUAUCGCGGUUUGCCCGCCUCGCGCUGUUUAAUGUGGAGUGCAGGCGCGUCGCUGCUCAGCUUCACAUCGACACGCAAACACCACCCUGGAGAGUUGAGAAGAAAUCACGAGCAGAACCAUGAGAACUUCCCCGACCUUCUCACUUUCUGUACCACUUUUGGCCGCUUGCUUUCUCGUUGUUUUAUUCUCUGCGGUGAGAGGUGAUUUCUGUAAGGUGAAUGUGUGUCAGAAUGGCGGGACAUGUGUGACUGCAACAGAGAAGAAUUCCUUUAUCUGUAUCUGCCCAGAAGGCUUUACAGGAGACACCUGCAAUGAGACAGAGACUGGGCCUUGUCAUCCUAACCCCUGCACAAAUGAUGGCAUCUGUGAGCCUCAGAGAGGAGAUGUCUUUGGGGGAUAUUUUUGCAAGUGUCCCAAAGGCUUUGAAGGCACCCACUGUGAAAACAAUGUGAACGACUGUGCUGCACAGCCAUGCCAAAAUGGGGGUUCAUGUCAAGAUCUCGAUGGAGAUUUUUACUGCAAAUGCUCGUCCCCUUUUGUUGGGAAAUACUGCCACUUGCGCUGUAUCUCUCUGCUGGGGAUGGAAGGGGGUGGCAUUGCUGAGUCUCAGAUCACUGCCUCCUCUGUGUAUUACGGCAUUUUGGGAUUACAGCGAUGGGGGCCUGAGCUGGCCCGUCUCAACAACAAAGGCCUGGUGAAUGCAUGGACAUCGGCGACACACGACAAGAACCCUUGGAUUGAGCUGAACAUGCAGCGGAUAAUGCGUUUCACUGGUAUCAUCACUCAGGGUGCCAGUCGUGUUGGCACUGCUGAGUUCAUCAAACAUUUUAAAGUGGCUUACAGUUCAGAUGGACACGUGUACACCAUGUACAGAGGGAAUGGUCUGAAGAAGGACGUGCAGGUUUUCGUGGGAAAUGUGGACAACGACAGCACAAAAACCAAUCUAUUUGAGCCUCCCAUCAUUGCUCAGUACAUCCGCAUCUUGCCCAUAGUGUGCCGCAAAGCCUGCACUCUGAGAAUGGAGCUAGUGGGCUGCGAGCUUAGUGGUUGCUCAGAGCCACUCGGCUUCAAGUCACGGCUGAUUGGUGACCAUCAGCUCUCAAGCUCCAGCUCCUUCCGCACGUGGGGCAUUGAGGCAUUUACCUGGCAUCCACACUACGCCCGUCUGGACAAGCAGGGCAAGACUAAUGCCUGGACUGCAGCAACCACCAGCAGAUCCGAGUGGCUACAGGUGGAUCUCAUUUCCCCCAAGCGGAUCACAGGAAUCAUCACUCAGGGAGCCAAAGACUUUGGAAGUGUGCAGUUUGUUUCAGCUUACAAAGUGGCUUACAGUAAUAACGGCCAAAACUGGACUGUGGUACAAGAUGACAAAAAGCACGUUGACAAGAUCUUCCCUGGCAACAGUGAUAACAAUGUGCACAAAAAGAACGUGUUUGACCCGCCUUUCUACGCCCGAUUUGUCCGCGUACUCCCAUGGGAGUGGCAUGAGCGCAUCACGCUGCGAAUGGAGCUGCUGGGCUGUGAGGAUUAAAUCCCUCCAUCCCUCCUUCCUGAGCCACUGAAUGCACUGCUUCACCACCAGCACCAGAGGGCGACAAGUCCACAACAAAGAAACAAAACCCUAAUAACAGCAGCAGGGAAUUGAGCUUAUUAGCACUUCAGGGAUGACCCACUCCUGAAGACAAACCAUGUAGUGUAAGAUCUGUUUUGACAUAAUUACAACUGAUGGUAUAAACUGAAAUUCCAAAAAGAUAACUAAAUGCCAAAUUUUUAAUAAUAUAUGUGUGAUGUAAAAUAUUAAAGAAAAUAUAUGUUUAUUCUUCUUUAACUUACCUGAUGAAUAGACAGUGGUCCAUUCUGAAGUAGGUUAAAUUAUACUUAUCAAAUAUAUUGGGUUAAAAGAGUUUUUGUACAAAGUAAAUGGGUCACGCAUUAAAUAGUCUCAAUGGUGCGUGUGUCAGUUUAGUUAUAAACUAAAAAUUUGUCGUUCUUUAAUUUUGUAAGUGUUUUUCAGUGGUUCUAAAAUGUUUGUCCAUGACCUGCUUUUCUGAAAGGAAGCUUUAUUUCUUGAUAAUGUUUCUUACAAAAUAAUCUGUUCUCAAAAUAUUACCACAUCAUUAUUGUGAAAUAUUGUGUGAAACAAAGGUGUAAUCAGUUUUAUUCAGUAUUAUUGUGCAUCAAUCCUUUUUUUUCCCCCCAACACUGCCACAGAUAUUUCUCAGGAAAAGUUGAAUCAAUUGCAAUGUGCUACUGAUUUCUUAUUAAUUUUUUUAAAUAAAACAAAUGGGAUUGUUCAGAAAAAGAAA
This is a messenger RNA of Silurus meridionalis, 2316 nucleotides long. It is a transcript of the gene mfge8b, whose product is annotated as milk fat globule EGF and factor V/VIII domain containing b. Lineage: Eukaryota; Metazoa; Chordata; Actinopteri; Siluriformes; Siluridae. The transcript is spliced from 10 exons. The record is from RefSeq and is a predicted model, not a curated record. Bases 129 to 1541 code for a protein of 470 amino acids. Gene Ontology annotation, molecular function: calcium ion binding.